Parnassius apollo (apollo) is the source of this 462-nucleotide messenger RNA. The record is from the annotation of a GenBank genome assembly. NCBI's taxonomy places the organism in Eukaryota, Metazoa, Arthropoda, Insecta, Lepidoptera, Papilionidae.
AUGGCAGCCUCGGUGUGCGGCUCACGAGUGAAGGCUCGCGCGGCAACCUCGGUGUGCGGCUCACGAGCGAAGGCUCGCGCGGCAGUUUCGGUGUGCGGCUCACGAGCGAAGGCUCGCGCGGCAGCCUCGGUGUGCGGCUCACUAGCGAAGGCUCGCGCGGCAGCUUCGGUGUGCGGCUCACGAGCGAAGGCUCGCGCGGCAGCCUCGGUGUGCGGCUCACGAGCGAAGGCUCGCGCGGCAGCUGUGUGCGGUCGCGGAGUGUGGAAGGUGUUGAGAAGGCUCGCGCGGCAGCCUCGGUGUGCGGCUCACGAGCGAAGGCUCGCGCGGCAGCCUCGGUGUGUCUCAGGCGCGGCGGCUGAGAAGGCUCGUGGGCGGCUCACGAGCGAAGGCUCGCGAGGCAGCCUCAGUAGUUUUGUCAGAUACUCAGAGGCACGCCCCACGAGGCAGGCCGAGCCAUUAUAA